This is a messenger RNA of Aegilops tauschii subsp. strangulata, 414 nucleotides long. The record is from RefSeq and is a predicted model, not a curated record. Lineage: Eukaryota; Viridiplantae; Streptophyta; Magnoliopsida; Poales; Poaceae.
AUGGACGUGGACCUGUGGGAGAAUCCGGAUACAACUAUUGAUGCUUCCUUCUGUGGCACAGUGACCGGUCCAGAGAUCAAAUGCAAGCUACACCAAUUUAGGGGCAACAAAUAUGUUGCAUUCAAUGGAAUAAACACGGGUAGAAGAUUCUAUGGCUGUGCUAGGCAGGGAGGUAUUGACUGUGGAGUGAUUCAGUGGGCUAAUGGUCCCUGGCUUGUCAUACUUCAGAGCUGCCUAACAAAACUUGACAUGGUUGAUGAUGUUGGCAAGCUUUUUGAUUGGCAAGAUGGAAAGGUGCAGCAUAUGGAACAUCAGAAUGCAACACAUCAUGCUGAAGAUGUCAAGACAAAGCUUACAGUGUUAGAGGAGCAGUGCAAGAUGGAGCUAAAGAUGGAGAAGACGAAGCUGACUUAA